UCGUCUCUCACUGUGCUUCACGACCCGUUGUCCGACUACCUCCGUGCCUCCCGUCCUGUCGUCUCCCGUGUUUUGUCCGCGUUGGUCACUCACCCGACUGCACCUCUGUCGUCUGUCUCAGCACUUGUUACCACUGUCUCUGGCUUUGCCUCUUCCCACCGCCUUGACUACGCCGCUCACUUGGUGAGUGGCCCUGCACGUUCUCCGUCCUCUGGGGGUGCUCCUGUCUUUCCCCUGGAGGUCGUAGAGGACAGGCAGUUCGAGCUUGGUUUUCUUGCGGCCGCUGUUCCUCAUCUCUGCGCCAUGCUGCUUGCCCCUGAGGGGGAUCCAGACGCCCUUGACAUCCCGAUCCCUCGCACUCACGCCGAGGCGGUCUCGGGACCCUGGGCUUCGUACUGGAUAGCAGCUGAGGAGGCAGAGAUGGCAUCUUAUAGGUCCACAGGCACUUACGUCGACGCAGUCCCACCACUUGGGACAAAUGUCGUCAGUGGCCGAUGGCUCUACAAGGUGAAGCGGCCGCCUGGAUCACCACCUGUGUUCAAGGCACGCUAUGUUGCGAGAGGCUUCAGUCAGCGAGAGGGGGUGGACUUCUUCCAGACCUUCGCUCCCACCCCGAAGAUGAGUACUCUUCGGGUGUUGCUGCAUAUUGCAGCCCAGCGCGACUACGAGUUGCACUCCUUGGACUUUUCCACCGCGAUCCUUCAGGGGAGCCUGCACGAGCAGAUCUGGCUGCGUUGCUCGCCUGGCUUCACUGGCUCUUUCCCACCUGGGACCCAGUGGCAGUUGCGUCGACCAGUCUACGGCCUGCGUCAGGCCCCACGUGAGUGGCACGACACACUUCGCUCGACCCUUGCAGCUCUUGACUUCUUUCCGUCGUCUGCUGACCCGUCACUGUUCGUUCGCCGUGGCUCGACCCCGUUCUUUGUCCUGGUCUACGUCGACGACCUAGUGUUCGCCACUCCCGACCGACGCGCGCUGGCCUCCGUGAAGGAGGAACUGCAGAGGAGACACACUUGCACUGACCUUGGUGAGCUGCAGCACUACCUUGGCCUGCAGAUCACCAGGGACAGGGCAGCUCGCACCAUUACGCUGACUCAGUCGCAUAUGGUCGAGCAGAUCCUCACGCGGUUUCGCUUCCCGUUCUCCAAGGUACAGCUCACCCCUCUUGGUGUGGAUCAUGGGCUCACGGCUCCACCUUCGGACGAGUCAUUUGAGUCCAGUGGUCCAUAUCCUGAGCUGGUGGGUUGUCUCAUGUACCUGAUGACCUGUACUCGCCCAGACCUAGCUUACCCUCUUAGCGUCCUUGCGCGCUUUGUUGCGCCUGGGAGACACCGACCUUCCCACUGGUACGCUGCUAAGAGGGUGGCGAAGUAUGUGGCGAGUACAUCAGGCAUGGGACUUGUCCUUGGAGGGAAGCAGCCAGUUACACUCACAGGUUACUCGGACUCGUCGUGGGCCGACGACGCGGAGACGCGUCGGUCUACACAGGGGUACUCCUUUAGCCUCGGGGCAGGUGCUGUUUCGUGGCGGUCGACUCGGGCGUCGUCUGUCGCCGGUUCCAGCUGUGAGGCAGAGGUGUACGCUGCGGCCAUGGCCGCUCAGGAGCUUCGCUGGCUGUCUUUCCUUCUCACCGACCUUGGUGAGCGGCCUCGCUCUCCCCCAGUCUUGUUCGCCGACAACAGGUCUGCUGUCCUGUUGUGUGAGGAGCCCCGACUGGUUGGGAAGGCGAAGCACAUCCAGCUUCGUUACUUCCUUCUGCGUGAGUUGCAGCAGCGUGGACAGGCACUUGUUCGACGUGUGGUCUCUGAGGCAAACACGGCAGAUAUCUUCACCAAGGCGUUGCCGCCUUGUGACCACCAGCGUUUCUGCACCCAGCUUGGCCUUGUGCCUGCCCGUCCUCACUUGCUUGCUUAG
Closterium sp. Naga37s-1 is the source of this 1914-nucleotide messenger RNA. Lineage: Eukaryota; Viridiplantae; Streptophyta; Zygnematophyceae; Desmidiales; Closteriaceae. The record is from the annotation of a GenBank genome assembly.